Suillus subaureus is the source of this 996-nucleotide messenger RNA. RefSeq names its product serine/threonine-protein phosphatase PP1. The record is from RefSeq and is a predicted model, not a curated record. NCBI's taxonomy places the organism in Eukaryota, Fungi, Basidiomycota, Agaricomycetes, Boletales, Suillaceae. The transcript is spliced from 7 exons. Gene Ontology annotation, cellular component: cytoplasm; nucleus. The coding region runs from base 1 to 996 and encodes 331 amino acids. Gene Ontology annotation, molecular function: protein serine/threonine phosphatase activity.
AUGGCAGAUUCGCAGACAGAGAUCGAUCUGGACUCGGUUAUUGACCGCUUGUUGGAGGUGCGAGGCAACCGCCCAGGCAAACCUGUCCAACUACAAGAAUACGAAAUCAAAUAUCUCUGCACAAAAGCACGCGAGAUAUUCAUAAAUCAACCAAUAUUGCUUGAAUUAGAGGCCCCCAUAAAGAUUUGCGGUGACAUCCACGGUCAAUAUUAUGACCUCCUCCGACUUUUCGAGUAUGGCGGGUUCCCACCAGAAGCAAACUAUCUUUUCCUCGGCGACUACGUCGAUCGGGGGAAGCAGUCUCUCGAGACUAUCUGUCUCCUCCUCGCCUACAAGAUCAAGUACCCUGAAAACUUUUUCAUUCUCCGGGGCAACCACGAAUGUGCAAGUAUAAACCGAAUCUAUGGUUUCUAUGAUGAAUGCAAACGGCGUUACAAUAUCAAAUUAUGGAAGACGUUUACGGAUUGCUUUAAUUGUCUCCCUAUAGCUGCUAUCAUCGACGAAAAGAUCUUCACAAUGCACGGUGGUCUCAGCCCUGAUCUUCAGUCCAUGGAGCAAAUACGGAGAGUGAUGAGACCUACGGAUGUUCCUGACACAGGUUUGCUAUGUGAUCUGCUAUGGUCAGAUCCCGACAAGGAUAUCACCGGGUGGUCGGAGAAUGACCGAGGAGUAUCGUUUACAUUUGGACCCGACGUGGUCUCCCGAUUUUUGCAGAAACAUGACAUGGAUCUCAUCUGUAGAGCUCAUCAGGUUGUUGAGGACGGUUAUGAAUUUUUUGCAAAGCGGCAUUUGGUUACGUUAUUCUCAGCGCCUAAUUACUGCGGAGAAUUCGAUAACGCAGGUGCGAUGAUGAGUGUGGACGAAACCCUACUAUGUUCCUUCCAGAUCCUGAAGCCUGCCGAGAAGAAGGCCAAGUAUCCGUACGGAGGGAUGAACAUGGGUCGACCAGUAACACCACCGCGUAAGCAGAAGAAGAAGGACAGCAAGAUGGGCUGA